Eimeria mitis is the source of this 615-nucleotide messenger RNA. RefSeq lists its product as uncharacterized. The record is from RefSeq and is a predicted model, not a curated record. NCBI's taxonomy places the organism in Eukaryota, Apicomplexa, Conoidasida, Eucoccidiorida, Eimeriidae. The coding region runs from base 1 to 615 and encodes 204 amino acids. The transcript is spliced from 4 exons.
AUGUCCUCCUUCUGCAGCGCGGUGUAUAGGCAGACACCCAAACAAAUCAAUGGCGGUUAUAUCGGCAUUCAUAUACAGCAGCAAACGCAGAAUCAACGUGUGGCCCUGCAUGCAUGCAUGCAGCAGCAGCAGCAGCAGCAGCAGCAGCAACAGCAGGAGGAGGAGGAACAAAUGCAGCAGCAGGAACAAAUGCAACAGCAGCAGCAACUGCAGCAACAGCAGCAAGUGCAACAGCAGCAGCACCUGCAGCAACAGCAGCAACAAGUGCAGCAGCACCAAGUACAGCAGCAGCAGCAGCAGCAGCAGCAGCAGCAGAUACUUUAUAAGCAGCCCAAUGAGCUGGCGUGGAUCCGUUGUGCAGAAGUGCUGCGCCGUGCUGCAGCAGCAAACGAACUGCUGCUAUGUUGUCUUUUGUUAUGGCCCACAUCAGAGGCGUUUGCUUCGUCUCUGCUGCUUCUGCAUUCACAUCAGCACCUUAAGCAACAGCAGCAGCAGCAGCAGCUUUAUAAGCAGCCCAAUGAGCUGGCGUGGAUCCGUUGUGGUCAGGAACAGCAAAUGGCGUGGAUCCGUUGUGGUCAGGAACAGCAAAAGCAGCAGCAGAAAGAAGACGGGUGA